Candoia aspera is the source of this 2119-nucleotide messenger RNA. RefSeq names its product chromosome 10 C19orf47 homolog (gene C10H19orf47). The coding region runs from base 123 to 1316 and encodes 397 amino acids. Gene Ontology annotation, cellular component: nucleus. NCBI's taxonomy places the organism in Eukaryota, Metazoa, Chordata, Lepidosauria, Squamata, Candoiidae. The transcript has 8 exons. The record is from RefSeq and is a predicted model, not a curated record.
GCCCCGUCCCCCACCCCUGGGUGCCGCGCGGCGAGGGGGCAGCUGGGCCGGCCGUGGGGCGGCGGCUUCACGCGGUGUCGCUCUCCGCAGGCGUUCCGGCCGCCCCGCCUGGAGCUGCGGCGAUGGCGUCGGUCACGAUGGCCACCUCCGAGUGGAUCCAAUUCUUCAAGGAAGCCGGGAUCCCCCCGGGCCCCGCGGUCAACUACGCCGUCACGUUCGUGGAUAACAGGAUCCAGAAGAACAUGUUGCUGGAUCUCAAUAAGGAGAUCAUGAAUGAGCUAGGUAUCACGAUAGUGGGUGAUAUCAUUGCCAUUCUCAAGCACGCCAAAGUGGUCUACCGGCAGGAAAUGUGCAAAGCUGCAACAGAAUCAGUGGCCUCCAGCCAAACUGCUUUGCAGUCUGAACUCCGCAGGAAUGCUGCUAAUACCGCUGCCACCAGGAUGAUAGCCAACAGUUUGAGCCGGGACUCCCCACCUUCUACUCCUGCUCGGAGGCCUGACGCCAGUGCCUCCAAAAUCUCCAUCACCGUAUCCAACAAAAUGGCAGGAAAAAACACCAAAGCAGCUGUUUGCGCUCCUAGGGCUGAGAACUCCACCAUCCCAGUGAAACGGCGUCGUGUCACAGCAGAGAUGGAAGGGAAGUAUAUUGUCCACAUGCCCAAAGGAACAACUCCAAGGACCAAGAAGAUCCUGGAGCAGCAGCAGGCAGCAAAAGGUUUGCAAAGAACAUCUGUGUUUGACCGACUCGGUGCAGAGACUGGUGCAGACGCAGCUGCAGGAAGCAAGCCCACUGGAGUGUUCAGCAGGCUGGGGGACAUGCAGGAGGCAGAGGAGGACAAAGGAGCUGACAGUGAUGAUGACAGCUCUGUCCUGCAAUACGCAGGAGUGCUGAAGAGAUCCUCCUACCCUGACAAGCCCAAGGAUAGCUGCAAAGUUGGGAUGACUGUCAAAGCCAAAGCCACCAGCUCUGAGCCCAAGCAGGCAGCAGCAACAGCUGCAGCCACAAUCCUGCGACUGGGGUGCAAGGGUGUGGCUGGACCUGCAGCUCCCGCCAAGGAAGGGAGGCAGGCCUCGUCUCCUGCCCCGGGCAGCGUGGCCAAGAGACUGGGCAAGCGCCUGCUGAAGCCACUUGAGGCCCAGGACAGCAGCGUUACCAGCUCCAGGAGCAAGCCUGACACUUCGUUCCGAGUCACCAUAAAGAGAACUUUAGGGAGCUCCAAGGUAAGCAGCUCCAGCUCAGCAGAGGCCCCCAGCGCCCAGAUGGACCAUGCGGGCACAGUCAGUGUCUUUAAGAGGCUGGGCAGAAAGACUGUGUGAGCCUGGCCUGGGACCCUGCUUGGAGGGAGUCUCCAGGCAAGUCAAGGUGUGCAAGUGCGCACACGCGUGUUCAUCUUUCCCGUCGCCUCCCUUUGUGAUGCGAGUGGGCUGCAGCACUCCUGAGCUGAAGUGGGUCUGCUACUGUGAAGCUCCUGGUGUGUCCAAAGCUGCUUAGGGCUGAGCACAAGCCUUGCACUGUUGGCUGAGGCACGUGAAAGCCCAGUCCUGGCCGGGAGCGAGCACAUAGAAGGCCCGGAAGAGGCAGCGAGGGAUUCUGGGCUGCCCCCUGAACAUGCCUUUUGUUUUUUUCUCUGCAGGUGCUUGCUCUGUCCUAGGAAGUAGUGUCCAUAGGCGAGACAGAGGUCCUGGGCUUGGGAGAGGCAGGCGGUCCCUUCCUUCUUUCCCCUUCUCUAUCCUGAGCUUCCAACUGCCACAUCCUGGAACGCCCACAUUCCAGGAAGGGCAACUGAGUGGGUGCCAGACAUUUCUUUUUAGUGGAUGCUGGAGCUGUGCAGUUGGCAAGGAUGGUUCCAGUGCUGCACUGGGUUUCACAUCCUGCAGCUUUUCUUUCACUUUCUAUUUUCUUAGACUGGUUGAGAAACAUCCUUUCUUGUCUAACCCUGGCACGUACAAGUGGAAUCAUAAUUUCACAUGUUAGAAUUCUUCACUGGUCUAACUCUGUUUCUUUUGCCUGGACUCCCAAAUUGAGCUGUAUGGUUCUUGGGUGGGGUGGUGCACCUUGCUUUCCCUGCAUUCCCUCUUAGACCUUUCUUGAGCAAACCAAAAGCAUACCCAGGUUUUUU